This is a messenger RNA of Hordeum vulgare subsp. vulgare (domesticated barley), 1123 nucleotides long. Its product is annotated as B1-hordein-like. The record is from RefSeq and is a predicted model, not a curated record. The transcript has a single exon. Lineage: Eukaryota; Viridiplantae; Streptophyta; Magnoliopsida; Poales; Poaceae. Gene Ontology annotation, molecular function: nutrient reservoir activity. Bases 66 to 950 code for a protein of 294 amino acids.
UAGUAUAGAGAUCAUCACAAGCACAAGCAUCAAAACCAAGAAACACUAGUUAACACCAAUCCACCAUGAAGACCUUCCUCAUCUUUGCACUCCUUGCCAUUGCGGCAACAAGUACCAUUGCACAACAACAACCAUUUCCACAACAACCCAUCCCACAACAACCACAACCAUACCCACAACAACCCUUACCACCGCAACAACCAUUUCCACAACAAACCAUCCCACAACAACCACAACCAUACCCACAACAACCACAGCCAUAUCCACAACAACCCUUCCCACCGCAACAACCAUUUCCACAACAACCAUCAUUUUGGCAACAACAACCAUUUCCACAACAACCACCAUUUGGGCUACAACAACCAAUUCUAUUGCAGCAACAACCAUGUACACCACAACAAACACCACUCCCACAAGGACAACUGUACCAAAUGCUUAUGCAAAUACAAAUACCCUAUGUUCAUCCAUCUAUUUUGCAACAGCUAAACUCAUGCAAGGUAUUCCUCCAGCAGCAAUGCAGCCCCGUGCGAAUGCCACAAGUUAUUGCUAGGUCACAAAUGUUGCAGCAGAGCAGUUGCCAUGUGUUGCAGCAACAAUGUUGCCAGCAACUGCCGCAAAUUCCCGAACAAUUCCGCCAUGAGGCAAUCCGUGCAAUCGUCUACUCUAUCUUUUUGCAACAACAACCCCAACAGUCGGUCCAAGGUGUCUCCCAACCCCAACAACAAUUGCAGCAGGAGCAAGUCGGACAAUGUUCUUUCCAACAACCUCAACCACAACAACUUGGUCAACCACAACAGGUACCACAGAGUGUUUUCUUGCAGCCACACCAGAUAGCUCAGCUUGAGGCGACGACUUCCAUUGCGCUACGUACCCUACCAACGAUGUGCAAUGUUAAUGUGCCGUUAUUCGACAUCAUGCCAUUCGGCGUUGGCACCGGAGUUGGCGUCUAAUGAUAAGAAAAGGUCUCGAGAAAUAUAUAGUUGCAUCAGCGUUGUUUAAUCGAUGUAUAUGUCGAUGUAGCGGUGACAAAUAAAGUGUCACACAACCUUAUGUGUGACCGGCCCAAACUUGUUGUUUAAAUUCUGGAAUAAAUAUAAAUAAAGCUUUAUCUAGACAAUAUUCA